AUGCGUCCGAUAGAGGAUGCGGAUCUACUAAACAACGUCGUCCUAAUACCUGAUCCAUUGCACGGAUCAAUCGCUUCCGGUCUGGUCGUAAAGUGGCGCUACUUCGUUAACGUCCAUUCCAUUAAGCAUUCCGUCACAUUUCAGAUAUGGCGACCGAUAUCGACUUUGUCGUCAUCCUUAUCAUCACCGUCGUCGUCUUCAUCAUCGUCGUCGUCAUCGCAGUUUUUAGCGGGUUUGCAUGAAAAGCGCAAUCCAAGAAAGCUCCCAUUAAAGCAUGCCUCGUCACCAUCUUCAUCAUCAUCGUCCUCAUCGCUGGCUAUAUUACCGCCUUUUUCAUCUUCAUUUUUUUCUUCGUCUUCUUCAUCAUCUUCGCUGUCGCCAUCUUUGCCGUUAUCAUUUUCAGAGGAAUCUAAUAUAAAAACUUUUCAUUCGCUGCCAUUAAACGAAUCAGAGUCUAGAACUAAAAAAAGAUCAUUACCGUCUUCAUCAUCACCGUCACAUUACGCUUCACCAUCAUUUUUAAUUUCACCUCAAGAAUCGUUGUUAUCAUUUUUAUCACGCAACAGCAAGAUGCGAGUGAGGUACCGACUGAUGUUCCAGCACAGCUUUUUGCCGACCGAUCUUCGAUAUUCGGAGUACCAACUCGACCCGAAAGAUUUCUUCAAAGUUGAAAAAGGAGAUGUCCUAGGUUUGUACUUUCCCGACAACAACCCAAUCGGUUGGACGCCAGUACCAUGUGCCUUCUAUGAUCAACUUCCAAAAUAUAUUAAAAAACCUCCAUCUAAUUUACAGGUGGGCCACGCAUAUUCAUUCGAUACCCUCUUUCAAAUUCGCCCCCCUGAUGUUGUACCAAUGUGCCGGCAGUACUCUUUCAACGCUCUCUUCGCCAACAAAUCGGACACUCAAGCCAUAGAGGACUGGACAUGUCCGUCAACAAACUUCUGGCCCGAAGCGUCCACACGUCCAUCUUCUUCCUCAUCGUCGUCGUCGUCAUCAUCAUCGUUGUCUACAUCAUCGGCUUCAUCGCCAUCGUCAUCUUUGUCGUCUUCAAUUAAUAGCGGCCCGGCGUCAUACAGCAACAGAUAUCAUCAGCGAUACUUCAGGAACAACAAUCUCUACAUCAAAACUCGCCAUAAAAGCCCGGUCCUUGUAAAUAUUCCGCAGAAUGAUUUGAUUCUGGAUAAAACCGACAAUAACAACAACAACGCCAACAAUGACAACCACAACAAUGAAAACAUCAACACCCGUCAAAAUGACAACAUCAGCAACGAAUAUAAAAAAUUCUUCACAGUUAAAAACCCAGAUUUUUUGCUGUUGCGAGUUUUGUUGGCAGUCAUACUGAUCUUCGUGUUACUCCAAAGUACGCUCGGUCUCAUAACUUUCUUCAGUGCUAUUAAAAAUGUAGGCAGGUAA
This is a messenger RNA of Helobdella robusta, 1413 nucleotides long. RefSeq lists its product as hypothetical. The transcript has 5 exons. The record is from RefSeq and is a predicted model, not a curated record. Bases 1 to 1413 code for a protein of 470 amino acids. NCBI's taxonomy places the organism in Eukaryota, Metazoa, Annelida, Clitellata, Rhynchobdellida, Glossiphoniidae.